Danaus plexippus (monarch butterfly) is the source of this 1387-nucleotide messenger RNA. RefSeq names its product phospholipase A1-like. Gene Ontology annotation, molecular function: lipase activity. The transcript is spliced from 3 exons. The coding region runs from base 309 to 1328 and encodes 339 amino acids. NCBI's taxonomy places the organism in Eukaryota, Metazoa, Arthropoda, Insecta, Lepidoptera, Nymphalidae. The record is from RefSeq and is a predicted model, not a curated record.
CGUUGAAACGACUUGACGUUAUCAUGGCUCGCCUAUUAUGUUUUUUAACUCUUUUUCUGUUUUUCAAUGCAGAUGCUAAUUGGGUUGCAGAAUAUGGGCCCUUUAAAACUUUUCUAUAUUCUGAUUGGAUAACAUGUCAAUAACAAAAAAAAGUAAUAAAUGCAAAUAGUAUGACUGCGUUAUAAGACUUCCCUAGUUUAAAUAUUUUGUGAUGAACAUUAAAAAGUAAAUGAAUUAUUGUAACAAGGUUCAAAGAGUUUAUCGUGGUCGUUCAUACAUUUAUCUAUUUAUAUAUAUUUAUAGAAGACAUGCACAUGUGUGGACGACAGAAGGUCAUGUACAUAUUAAAAAUACUGACAUUUUAUGCAAUAGCAUUUAUCCAAGAUGUCAUUACAGAAACCUUGCUUUCAAUGAUAUACGAACGUGAUCGUAAUACGAGUAAGCAAACUGAUCUAGUAGUGGAUGAUGCACAAGUAUUUUUUUAUGACUUUCAAAAUAAUAUCAAUUAUACUCAUACAAUAAACUACGCUGCGGAGACACUAAAUAAUGUUUACAACUUAGAUGUUACGCGACAGCUUAUAGUGUUCAUCCCCGGGUAUAAGUCGCACAUCAAUCGGAACGCUCCAGAGCUUAUAAAGGCUGCCUUCAAAGAUGUACCAAAUAUUUAUCUCAUUGUAAUAGAUCAUUCGAUUUAUACGUCAUCUAAAGGGGGACGACUAAAAAGUUAUGAGCGUUCCGUAACCUAUACAUAUCCUUUAGGUGUAAUUGUUGGAGAAUUUUUAGCUAAAUUGAGGAACGUGGGAUUUUCGUCCAAAAAUAUUCACUGUAUUGGUCACAGUUUGGGAGGACAAAUUUUAGGCUACGCAGGAACGAAAUACUUCAAGGUUACGGCCGAAAAAAUAUGGAGAAUUACCGGAAUUGACCCAGCGGGACCUUGCUUUUCCAAUUCAUUAAUUGACGAGCAAUUAAGAUCCGGCGUUGCGGAGUAUGUUGAAGUUUAUCAUUGUAAUGCGGGAGGCUUGGGAACAACCAGCGUUCUAGCUGACAUAGACUUCUUCAUUAACAAUGGAAAAGUUCAGCCCAACUGUGACGGAAGUUUUCUCUCGUUAGGGGAUUCAGAUGCGAAGUGCAGUCACAAAUCUUGUGUGAAAUAUUGGACAGAAACAGUUCAACAUCCUGGAUGGUAUUUGGCCUGGAAAUGCGAUUCAUACAAGCUGUUUUCGGAAGGAAAAUGUGCUGGUAACGAAGUGACCAUCGGUGGAUAUACAAAUCCAGGUAAUUCUACUGGUGUAUUCUAUAUCUCUACUGAAAUUUAUGGGGUUUUUUAAUUAUAGAAAAUGUUGUUAUAGUGUAAAUAGUAUGAAUUAAAUAAAUCAAUACCUACUAA